CGCCGAAGGGAGCAGCAAAGUCUUGUCCAGAGUUGAUUGAAGAAGAAGAAAAACCCGGAAGUGAGCAAGACUCCGCUCAGUUCUGCGACGCCAUCUCGGCUUCUAAACAUCCCUCUGCUGCUCAUGGCCAGUGGACAGAAGCCACACCCCCCUGGCGUUAAAGAGGAGGAGGAGGAGCCACACAUCAGUCCGUGUGGUCCAGGCCUGCAGGUAGAUGCCGACAUCAGCACUUUCCCUUUCACUAUCGUGCUGGUCAAGUGUGAGGAGGUGGACCACGCUCCGCCCUCACAUCUUCACCACCCUGCAAGGGGGGCGGAGCCGCUUAGUGGUCAGGUGACAACACCAGCAUCCUUAGGGGCGGAGCCUAUAAGUGUAUCUGUGAGUGGUGAGGUGAGAAGAGAGGGACAAAUGGCCGACAUGUGGCAGUCCUCUGAGAGCGAGGACGAGGCCGGCAAGGACGGUCACUUGCAGCCGGGCGAGAAGAAGCUAAGCUGCUCGGAAUGUGCCGGCUGCUUUGGCGACAAGAGCAUCCUGAAGCGCCACAUGAAGCGCCACACCGGGGAGAAACCCUUCCCCUGCUCAGUUUGCAGCAAGCGCUUCAGCCGCAGGGACUGCUUGCUCUCCCACAUGAGGUGCCACGCCCCGGACAAACCUUUCAGCUGCUCUGUGUGCGGCCAGAUGUUCCGUCACCGGCAGAACCUGCUGUCUCACCUCAAAUGUCACAUCGGGGAGAAACCCUUCAGCUGCGCACUGUGCGGAGGAGCCUUCUCCACCAAGGCACAUUUGAAGAGGCACGCCAGGACGCACACCGGGGAGAAACCUUAUCUCUGCUCCGUGUGCGACAAGAGGUUCUCCGCCAAGGGGAACGUCUUGCUGCACAUGAGGACUCACACGGGGGAGAAGCCUUUUUCUUGCACCAUUUGCGGCGGGACAUUUUCCACCAAGACACAUUUGACCAGGCACACCAGGACGCACACCGGGGAGAAACCUUUCCCUUGCUCGGUGUGCGGGCAAAGGUUCUCGCUGAAGGAAAACAUGACCACGCACCUGAAAAAACACGGCAGGGAGCCCUGCAUUUCUUGCCCCGCCUGCCCACAGACUUUCUCCGACAAGAAAGAAAUGGCGGCGCACAGAAGAAGGCACGCGGCGGAGAAGGCCUUCGCCUGCUCGCUGUGCGCCAAGAGCUUCUCCAGCAAGGGCAACAUGACGGCACACCUCCGAGCGCACAGCGGGGAUAAACCUUUCGCCUGCUCGCUGUGCCACAAGCGCUUCUCCAUAAAGGGGGACAUGAUGAGGCACCAGAGAACACACACCGGGGAGAAACCCUUUGGCUGCGCCGCCUGCCACAAGCGAUUCACUCGAAAGUGCCACGUCAGCAAACACAGGUGUGCUGCUGGACAAACAUGAAGGACCACUUCUUUGAUAUCGUGAUUUUAUUGAUGUCCAGUAUCAUGUGUUUACACCUAGUACAGAAGUACUUCUCAUGUCCUGUAUUACAUGUCUACUACUACACGAUGCACAGGCAGGAAAACAGUUGACACUCGGCUUAAUGCUUACACGCGCAGCUGCACACUGACUACUCUACUCUUCACUGUUUCAUUUGACUUGAUAAACUUUCACUUUUCAGGAGAAUGAAUAUUAUUAUUUGUGUACUACACUAAUAGUAGUAUUUCAAGAGGAGGCAUCUUCGUUCAACCAUGAGGCGCUCUCUAAAAUGCCUUUGAAACAUGAGACAUUGCAAGAAAACAUCCGGAAGUAGAAAAAUAAUAUAUAUAUAUACUUGGUGUAAUAACAUGUAUUUAAGAUGUAAACAUAAAUGGAUGUUUAUUUGCAAAUACAUUAAUAUUUGUCACUCAGGGUAA
Nerophis ophidion (straightnose pipefish) is the source of this 1862-nucleotide messenger RNA. Its product is annotated as gastrula zinc finger protein XlCGF57.1-like. The transcript has 2 exons. The coding region runs from base 124 to 1407 and encodes 427 amino acids. Lineage: Eukaryota; Metazoa; Chordata; Actinopteri; Syngnathiformes; Syngnathidae. The record is from RefSeq and is a predicted model, not a curated record.